UAACUUUUGGAAUCUGUAUUCUUUAGUAUAUUUUAACUAUCUAUGAUGUACCCGUAACAUUUAUUCAAUUUUCUGUUUGAAUCCAAAAUUUAUUUAGGUCAAUCUGGUACAUGUCAAAAACAAUUUGUGCAGCAAUACAAAGGCAACAAGAAAAAUGAAUCUCCACUACAACGUCCAUUGGAGAACAUAAAUGAAAUGUUAAGCUGGAUUAAAAAGAAGAAACGUCGUUUGUUUGAUGAAAUUUAUACAAACCAAACACCUAUACAUGAUAUACAAUCAAUAAACAGUAAGAGUGAUACACUCAGAGACCUGUCAAAAGAAAGUCUUAAUUAUGUAGGACUACCAAAUUCAUUUUAUAAUAGUACACUGAAAGUAUUAGAGGAAUACGUGAGGGAUAAAAAACAAAAAAAGAGUAAAUCAAACAAUAAUAACAAUUGGAUUAAUAUGGAAUUGAUGAGAUACAUAUGUAAUUUAUUAAAAAUGUCGCCUAAGGAAAUGGAUGAUCUUUCAGUAUCGUCAAACUCAGGUAUUCGAUUAGAACAAAGUAUUUUGGAGAUAUCCAAAGCCAAUUUGGAGUAUCACAAAGACAUUUUGAAUUAUAUAUCAAAGUGCUUGGACAGUAAUCUAAGUGACAUCAGUCAAGACCAGGCUUUAAGUUCGCCUCAGUAUAUCGGUUUGUUAGAUAAGCUAUAUAAGCUUGCUGAUUAUUACGCAGAGAAGGCACAAGAAAUGCAGAACAUUUGCUUGGAGUCUCCUAGGGUCGAGAUUAACACCUUGGAUGAAGAUGCCGUUGAACAAAUUACAGAAGACAAUCCUAGUUUAACUUCGGAAUUGUCUGUUGAUGGAGCAUAUGUUUUGGAUCAUUUGCGUACACUAUUAGAACAAAGAGGACUAAUUUGUGCUGAUAGAGAAUGGCCUAUUUUUGGAAAUGAUGACGAAGAUGAUAACAGAAGCUUAACGGAUCAGCUUCUGGAUAUCAAACCACAAAUUAAAUCGAAGGAUAUUAAAGUAGAACGUUCUGAAAAAGGUUAGCUAAUUACAUUUAUGAAGAUGAAAUAAAAUUAAUACAAUACUGUUUGUCGCAAAUGUUAGAUUCCAAAAGUUAAAAUUGACUUACUAAAAUACCAUUUCAAAUGUAUUGUAUGUGUUGUGUAUAUUAUUGAUUGAAUGAAUAACCAAAAACUCUUAAAAUUUAAUAAAUAUUAUUAAUAUUUUAUGUUAAGGCCUAGAAUAAUAGGAGUUUCUUAUCUAAAUAGUGGCAACAUAUGUAAAUAAUGGGGCCUGAGCCCCCUCAGAAUUUGCUAGAAGUUCCAGCAGCGUCGAUACCACAAAGAAAAAAUAAAAGAAGGCUAUAAUCUUCACAAAUAAUUUUUUCACGCUACGGCUAUGAGUGGCAACAAUUAAUUAUUGUCAAGAUGUGAAGAACUAAACCAUAUUCAUUUUAGUAACUAAGUGAAUAUUUUGGUAAUAAUAAAUGUUUAUCUUUUUUUAGAUUUAAAAGUACUUGCAACUUAAUAGGAAGUUACUGGGUCCAGAACAAUCCAUGUCUUGACAAUUAUACAUGGUUUAGUAUUUCAGUGUUCAAAUAGAAAAUGUAUUAAUACAAUGAAAUACAUAUCAUUUAGAUUUGUAUAUCUCAUACAAUAAAAUUAAAUGUAUAAAAAAAAAAUUCACUUUUAUGAUAUAACCAUUUCUGAUCUAUUUUUCUCUUUUUUUUAUCCUUUUAAUUUGUCAUACAUUGAUAUAAUGAUGCAGUUAAACAGUUAAACAUAAAAAUAUUAAUGAAAGCAUAAUAUUACAGAAAGUAAAGAGGAUAAUAUAUCUCAACACUCAAUCCAUUACUUUAUUUACAUAGCUUAAAAAUCUUUGUGUACUAUCUAAACAUGUCUUGUAAAUAUAUUUACACAAGAUUAUUUUGCUCAAAAAAACUCCUUAAUUUACAGAACAUCAUUAUCUAAAAUACAGAGAAAAAUAUAAUAUAGUUCGCGUAAAUAUAUUUUUAUAUAAUAAUAAUAAUCAUAAUAAUAAUAAUAAUAAGUAAAUCGAAAAUAAUUUCAUACUUAAGUGGUUCCAACUAAAUUAGUUUUUUUUUAAACGAUUAAUAUUUUGUUUUAUUUUUUAUAAUUAAAGAUAAUGAAAAAGAACAUAAAAUCAUUUCUAAAAUAGCUAAUAACCAACUAUAUAUAAAAACAUGAUGAGCACGACUUACAACAAUUCUUGAAAACUAUGGGAAGCAAAAAAAAAAAAA
Molecule: messenger RNA, 2248 nt
Organism: Myzus persicae (green peach aphid)
Lineage: Eukaryota; Metazoa; Arthropoda; Insecta; Hemiptera; Aphididae
Exons: 2
Coding region: 196-1032 (278 amino acids)
Source: RefSeq, a predicted model, not a curated record